Messenger RNA from Marmota monax (woodchuck), 746 nucleotides. RefSeq names its product CKLF like MARVEL transmembrane domain containing 5 (gene Cmtm5). The transcript is spliced from 5 exons. The record is from RefSeq and is a predicted model, not a curated record. Lineage: Eukaryota; Metazoa; Chordata; Mammalia; Rodentia; Sciuridae. The coding region runs from base 20 to 490 and encodes 156 amino acids. Gene Ontology annotation, cellular component: membrane.
CCCAGUGGUCCCCACGGAGAUGUUCAGUGCUUGGAAUCGCCGGGACCGGCCCCCUGAGGAGGGGGCAGCUGCAGAGCUCCAGGGCUUCGCUGUGGACAAGACCUUCUUCUCCUCUCUCAAAGGCAUCCUGCUGGAAACUGAGCUGGCCCUGACCUUCAUCAUCUUCAUCUGCUUCACGGCCUCCAUCUCCGCCUAUAUGGCCGCGGCAUUGCUGGAGUUCCUCAUCACGCUCACUUUCCUCUUCUUCUACGCCACCCAGUACUACCAGCGCUUCGACCAGCUUAACUGGCCCUGUCUGGACUUCCUCCGCUGCCUCAGUGCCAUCAUCAUCUUCCUCGUGGUCUCCUUUGCUGCUGUGACCUCCAGGGAAGGGGCUGCCAUUGCUGCUUUCGUGUUUGGUAUCAUCCUGGUAUCGGUCUUUGCCUAUGAUGCCUUCAAGAUCUAUCGGACUGAAAUGGCACCCAGAGCCACCCAGGGGACUCAGCAGUGACUCCUGGGCUGUCUCCCAAGCCCAUCCAGACACAGGGAACCAUGAAGCCCAGAUAUGUCUCCUUUGGAUUCAUUGACCCCCUGGCCACCAUCCCCCACACCAGGUCUACAGAGGCAUGUGCCCAAGAAGUCAGUGGGGAUGUAUCUGUGGAGCCUGGUGCCCUGAGCCUGGAUCCUGAUGAGGUUCUGUCCAGAGGAGGAAGGGGAAGAGGGGAGGGAAGGAAACUGGGCCCCCAAAUUAAAAGAUUCAAAUCCUA